AUGCUUCGCGUCUCGUAUUUAGCCUCCAUCCUCCUCGCCCUCCUCUCUUUCCUGUACUAUCACAAUCUCAAGCCUAUGCCUUCACUUGCUGCCGCGCGUGCUUUCAAUCUGGCUCAUGUCCCCACUUCUUACACUCCCACGGCAAUAUUCGUGGGGGGCACAUCUGGUAUCGGACAGGGCAUGGCUGAGGCAUUCGCGCGUCAUACAAAGGGAAACGCCAGCAUCAUUCUUGUCGGCCGUAACAAGGCUGCUGCAGAGGCUAUCAUUGCAACUUUCCCCAAACCCACAGCACCCGACGUCAAGCAUGAGUUCGUCGAAUGCGACAUUACUCUCAUGAAGAACGCCCGACGUGUUGCAGGAGAGCUGCAGGCCAGAAUACCAAGGAUCAACUUCUUGGUGUUGAGUCCUGGCGUGCUCACACUGGAUGGGCGGAACGAGACAGAGGAGGGAAUCGACCGAAAACUGGCGGUGCAUUAUUAUGGGCGGUGGAGGUUCAUCCGGGAGCUGUUGCCGUCCGUCGAAGCAGCGCAUGCGGCCGGAGAGGAUGCCAAAGUUAUGACGGUACUUGCUGCAGGACACGGUGGAGCAAUUGACUUGGAUGACCUUGGGUUGAAGAAGACAUUCAGUCUACCAAAUGCAGCAAGGGCUGCGCCGACUUACAACGACAUCAUGGUCAAUGAUCUUGCAGCUCGAUAUCCUGGCAUCUCAUUUAUCCACUCUUACCCCGGCGGAGUCAACACUGGUCUCUUGAAGUCGUCUAAUUCGGCUGCCCUCCGCUACAGCCGAUUCCUCACGCCCAUACUAUCGCCCUUUCUCUACACUGUCGAGUCGGCAGGAGAGUACCAGCUGCAUUCUUUAUUGAAGGCGGGCCCUGGAGCCUCGCGCUCAAACCAGCGGGGUGAAGACAUUGGUUUGAAGACUGCAUAUUUUGGGAGCGAAGAGGCUAUGAAACGGCUUUGGAAACACACGGAGGAGGAAACAGCACGUUGA
Molecule: messenger RNA, 990 nt
Organism: Mycena indigotica
Lineage: Eukaryota; Fungi; Basidiomycota; Agaricomycetes; Agaricales; Mycenaceae
Exons: 2
Coding region: 1-990 (329 amino acids)
Biological process (GO): secondary metabolic process
Source: RefSeq, a predicted model, not a curated record